This is a messenger RNA of Rhagoletis zephyria (snowberry fruit fly), 4887 nucleotides long. RefSeq names its product ATP-binding cassette sub-family A member 3. NCBI's taxonomy places the organism in Eukaryota, Metazoa, Arthropoda, Insecta, Diptera, Tephritidae. The record is from RefSeq and is a predicted model, not a curated record. Gene Ontology annotation, molecular function: ATP binding; lipid carrier activity; ATP hydrolysis activity. Gene Ontology annotation, biological process: lipid transport; transmembrane transport. Gene Ontology annotation, cellular component: membrane; intracellular membrane-bounded organelle.
AUGCCUGCCUCAAUCGAAACUAGUAUUCGUAAAAAUCUUAAAUUUGAAUUGCGGUCCAUAAAGAAAACCAUAGCAGAAAUAUUCAUUGUCAUUAUAUGUUUCUUAAUUGUCGUGUUAUUUCCUCCAACUCCCACUGUACCUCAAGAUCUGACCGAUGAUGAACUGAGAAAACUUGUUAUUCAAGAUGAACUAAAUUUGGAUAAUAUUGAAAAUUUUAAGCAUUUAUUGGCUGCAUCUGGAAAAUCAGUUCCAUCAAAUCUUAUGUAUACCCCAGAAGAUACGGUGUCUGACGAUAUAAUCAAGGGUGUUAUACAAAGCCUAUCAUUAUCGGAAGGAAAGGCAUUCAAGAAUGAAAAUACUAUGAUGAACAGAUUAGAUGGCAAUAUAUCGUUAGCAGCUGUUGAAUUUGCUUUUACAACGAAAGAUUGCCUUAAUGUUACCCUACAUUUCCCGAGUGAGUUUCGUACAUUAGAACCAAACCAUGAAGGUCAGAAAUUGUGGGCAACGCGCUGUAGCGGUGUACUUGAUAAGACCGCAAGCGAAAAGGGAAAUAUUACAGAGCAUGAUUUGUAUAUGCGGGAAGGUUUCCUUCAAUUACAACACCACAUUUUCCUUCAAUGGUUAGAAAAGCAGCACACAAAAGAUAUAAGUACUUUUCGGGUUUCAAUGCGAGCGUUUCAACAAAAUACCAAAUCGAAAAUGUGUUCCACAACAGCCGAAUCAAAUUUGUUAAUGCUUCUAUACAGCUUUACAUUCUUUUUGCCUUUUUUAAAUCUGCUUUGGACAUAUGGACGCGAGCGAGAAGAGAAUAUAUUAGCUCAUCACUGGAGAUAUGGCUUUGACUAUGCCAAAUAUUGGAUGGGCAAUGCGAUUGUGUCUUUCAUUCAUUUGUUGCUCCUGGAUGUAAUCAUAGUGAUUUUGGUCUUAAUUCCCCUCGAGGGAAAAUUCAUUGGUUCUCCACUCCGGCUAGUUAUCUUCCUAAUAAUAUACAACAUCUCGCUGUUGAUUUCUGUCGUAUUUUUGGUAUCAGUUUCGAAUAAGGCUCGGCAUGCUGUAUUGUUUGGUGCCGCAAUCUGGCUAAUUAUGUUUUCCCUAUUCUCGCUUUUAGUGGAACAUUACAAAAGUAUGACUCCGACAUUGGCCAUUUGUUUCAUGGCAUUUUUCAAUAAUGGUUUUGCAUAUGCAAUGCGAGAAUUGCACGAAGGAGAUGAUACUUUAUAUCCUAUUAUCACUACUGUUGGAUGCUGCCUUUUGUAUUGGAUACUAAUAUCGUUAGCUGAGUAUUUUAAUCCAGGUCUAUAUAUAAAGACUCUACCCUUUAGUUUAUGUUGGUCUGGCCACUGUCUUACCACAAUGAAUAAACCAGCCCGGAAGUUAAGAGGCAAAAAACUAGAAUUUUUCGUAUUUGAUAAAGCAAGAGUUUGGGAAAACUUUGAAUUUGGAAACAUAAGCUCUGUCGAAGUGAUUCGCCUAAAAAAUGUCCAUACACAAUUUAGUUCGAGAAGAAGGCAGCUUAAAAAUAUCACUAUGCCUAUUUAUGCCAAUGAGAUCACAGUCAUACUGGGACCACAUUGCUCUGGUAAAACAACGAUUAUCGAAAUACUGGCAGGAUGGAACCGACCACCGCUGGGCCAUGUUCAAAUACGCAAUGAAGAUUUGUAUGAACAUUGGGAUAAGUAUCGCCAUCAGAUUGACGUCUGCAUGCCAAAUAAUGCAUUAUUCGAUUUACUUACUGUCGAGGAGACAUUAAUUUACUAUAUGCGUAUAAAAUCUAUGGAAAUGGAUGAUCAAAUAAUCAAUAUGGAAUUGGACGAAUUUUUCGAGUCCGUCAAAACAGCUAAAAUACAACGAAGUACCUUGGUGAAGAAACUAACAUACAGUCAAAAACGUUUGCUUAGUUUGGGCUGUGUACUAGCUGGUGGAACGAAAAUCAUCCUACUUGAUGAACCUACACUACAUAUGAAAGGCAAAGAGCAACGCUUGUUCUGGCACAUUUUACAUAAAGAAAAGACUGGUCGCGCUAUUGUAAUGACUACUUUCGAUGUAACCGAAGCCGAUGCUGUUGGUGAUCGAAUAGCCUUGCUCGGCGAAGGCACUUUACAGUCGUAUGGUACGCCAUUUUUUCUCAAAAGCAAAUUUGGUGUAGGCUGCGAUUUGAUUAUAGUUAAGUCGCCAAAUACAUCUACCGAAGCAAUUACCGAAUUGAUAGGACAAUUUAUACCUGGAAUUAUGCCUGAAAAUGAAAUUGGAGAACUGGUCUACUAUAAGCUGCCAAUUAAUAUGCGCCCUAAAUUUCAAAAUAUGUUGAUACACUUGGAAAAGGAACCACUUAAUUUGGGCAUAGUUGAUUUGCGAGUCCUUAGCAGUGAACUGGCUGAAGUUUACAUGACCAUGGGCACAAAAGACACCAAACAAAUCAUUUUAAAUGACAGACAACUUAUUCAUAAAUUUGUUUCUCGCAAAAACCUCGGUCGUCAACAAAUAUAUGCUUUGUUGAACAAAAAGCUCAUACAUCAAGCACCUAAUUUCAUUCCGCUUAUCACGAUUGGUGUGUCAUUCCUUUUUAUUCUUUUAAUAGCAAUAAUGGCUCAACAUUGUUUACAUAUACCACCAACGCGUUAUAAUCCCAUCGAUUUGGGUGUUACGAAAGAGCUAAAUUUAGAAAACAUGAAAGACUGCAAACAUAUUCAAAUAAGAAGCGUUGUGAAAAGUAAAAAGUUUGGCGAGAACUCGAUGAAAUUCGAUGAAAAUUCCCUUCACUGUUCGAAAGCAAACUAUGAGAAAUACUUAAAAGAAUCGAAAAGUAUAUCAGACAAGUUUGGUGCAAUAGACUUCGAUGGCGAUAAAUAUAUAUGUUGGUUUAAUCAACGGAUAUUUCAUUCAGCUCCAUUAGUUCUCAAUUUAAUGCAUAACAUUUAUCUUGCCAAGACAAUAACCGAUGAAAAAUCCAUAACUAUCAUACAGAAUCAUCCGAAACCUACUCCAUUACGUGCUAAAAUUCAUUUGCUUGAUCAAGAGAAGACUCAUUUGCUAUUACCGAUGGUAUUGGGUGUUGCUAUACCCAUCUCGAUUUCAUGCUUUAUCGUACCGCUGGUGGAGGAACGCAAAUAUCACUUGUUGAUGUUACAAAAAAUUGCCGGUGUCAGUAUGGCGCGCUAUUGGUGUGUUAACUUUUUGUGGGAUUACGCAACGUUCUUUUCGCAUACUAUCGUUUAUACAAUUAUCCUAGCGUUAGCGCCCAUUGAAGGAUAUUCAUUCUCAGACAAAAUGUAUGCAAUGCUACUAAUGAAUAUUUACGGAAUACCCGGUUUAGGGUUAAUAUAUGUUCUCUCAUUAUUCUUCUAUUGGACAAUGUGGUCUGCGUUUCUAAUAACGGUUAUAAUACAAAUUAUUACAGGCAUAUUUUCGUAUCUUAUUUAUUGGGAUGUCCUGGAAAACAAUGAGAUAUUCUUUUAUAUUUGGUCAAUAUUUCCUACUUUUUCGUUGAUGGAAGGCAUAAGCAACGUAUAUACCCAAACCAAGGAGGAACUGUAUUGUGAUCAGGCAUGUAUGGAGGAUGACGACUGUGAUAAAUACGAUAUGUGCGCUGCGCUGCCGCAAUGUUGUCUUACAAGUAUUAUCAAAUUUGACGAUCCCGGGAUUUUAUUAUCAAUUUGCUUUAUGCUAACGUCUGCAGUAUUUCUUUUUAUUGCACUUUGCCUCAUUGAAUCAAGAAGAGCACGAAAGCGAUUCUCAUCGAAAAAAGACGUUAAAUCGCUUCAUUCUGCAACACAUCCUUACGAUGACGACGAUGUAAUGAAAUUGAAACAAUUUAUAGCCCAGCAAGACUUGCAAAGUAGUCUUAAAAAACGAUUUAUGGUUGAUCAGCUGGAAUACGAAAUACAAAAAACAACGAACUCAUUGAAUACAAUUUCAUUUCUGGCUGAAGAGGGUCAAAGCCUAGCAAUAUAUGGCACAUGUCAUAGCGGUAAAACAUUUUUAGCCGGACAGCUUGUUGGUCAAAACAAAUUCGCAUUCGGCGAUAUAUUCGUUGAUGGAACCGAACUAAAAUAUGAGUUGAAAAAAGCGCUUAAAAAAAUGGCAUACGCGCCACAAGACCAUGGACUAUGGCCAAGUUUUACGCCUCGUGAGAUUUUGCGUUUCUUUUGUAUGCUGCGCGGUAUUGAACAGAAAGAUAUUAGAGGGAUUUUACGUGACCUCUCCCACGCUUUCAUCAUGAGUUCUUAUAUGGACAAGAGGAUUCGCACACUUAGCUAUGAUCGACGACGCAAGGUCAACAUAGCACUCGCAAUGAUUGCUCAACCAAAGAUUAUAGUUUUGGAUGAACCCACACGCGGACUUUCACCACAUACUUGUCGUGAAAUAUGGAAUGUUCUGCGCUAUAAACGUUUCUUAGGUAAAACGCUUGUGUUCACAACAUCAAACGCUGUUGAGUUGGACGCAUUAUCCGAUCGUGUGCUUAUAUACAACGAAGGCGAGAUGUUGGCAAUUGGUAAUACUCAAUAUCUACGCAGCAGAUAUACGAAAGGCUUUUACCUAUAUGUAAAAUUAAGAAUUGAUGGAGUUACAACUGCAGAAGCCAAAGAGAACUUACAUAAGGAUUCCGAAAAUUUAAUUCGUUUUGUGACUUUCUUGCAUGAAGAUUCUGAAUUACAGGAGCGAAUCGAUAAUUGCUUUAAAUUUUAUUUGCCAGUCCCAAUUGUUAGUUACUCGUUUUUAUAUGGAUCCAUGGAAAAAAAUAAGAGACGUUUGAAUAUUGCAGAUUACAGCGUAAGCCAAGGAACACUUCAAGACGUUUUCAAUACGAUCGAAACAACUCGAAAAAAACAAGAAUAAGGCGCUGUUUAAGUAUGUUUUAGAACUUUCAUGAAAUUAAAUUCAAUGUUG